Doryrhamphus excisus (bluestripe pipefish) is the source of this 2279-nucleotide messenger RNA. RefSeq names its product nfe2 like bZIP transcription factor 2a (gene nfe2l2a). Gene Ontology annotation, biological process: cellular response to oxidative stress; regulation of transcription by RNA polymerase II. Gene Ontology annotation, cellular component: nucleus. The record is from RefSeq and is a predicted model, not a curated record. Lineage: Eukaryota; Metazoa; Chordata; Actinopteri; Syngnathiformes; Syngnathidae. Gene Ontology annotation, molecular function: DNA-binding transcription factor activity, RNA polymerase II-specific; RNA polymerase II cis-regulatory region sequence-specific DNA binding.
GCUUUGUGGGCAGGGCUUGAAUUUCUCGUAAUGUUGGUUGGAUAAGAGGAAGCAAUAUUUUCCCCACAAUUCAGACACUGACACGGACUAUCCGCUGGUCGUUUUUUCCCCCCACCGAGAGACCGAGGAAACUAAACCAUUUUGUCCGUUUUUAGGCGAGUGUUAUCGGCGGGCCAGAUGUCCAUUAUGAUGGAAAUGGAGGCGAUGCAUUCCGGCCAACAGAACAUGGACCUGAUCGACAUCCUGUGGAGGCAGGACAUCGAUCUGGGUGCCAGGCGUGAGGUCUUCGACUACAGCCACCGCCAGAAGGAGUACGAGCUGCAGAGGCAGCAGGAGCUGGAGGAGGAAAAGAGACUGCACCUCCUCCGGGAGAAGGAGAAGGCCCUGCUGGCACAGCUGCAGCUCGAUGAAGAGACGGGAGAGUAUGUGCCGCGUCCUCUGCCCACCGCCCCUCUGCAGUGUGCCGCCACGCCUCUGGAGAUCACACAGGAUGCCGAGACUUUAUCAUUUGACGAAUGCUUGCAGCUCCUCGCAGAGACAUUUCCCGUAGAGGAAACUGAGGAUGCUCCAGUCCGCCCGGACGCGACUGCAGCUGCUUCUACAGACUGCAGCAGCAGCAGCAGCAGCAGCCGAAGCGUCGUCAUGAUGUCCCCCGAGCAGCCAUCUUUGCCCUCACUCACACUGUCUCCUGCACCCCAGCCGCAGAGGAUGUCGCUUGAUAUGGAGCAGGCUUGGAUGGAGCUGCUGUCUCUUCCUGAGCUGCAGCAGUGUCUGAGCCAGCAAAUGGAGGACACGCUGGAGAUUGCAAGCUAUCCAGUGGCCGAAGCACAGGAGCCAAACUACACCUUUUACCCAAUGCCCAGUCUUGCCGACAAGGAAAAAAACACUUUAAAUGAUUUUAUUCACACAUUUGAUGGCUCAGUUCCCACCGUGCCGCCACCGGACAACCUGAGCCAAAUCAAGGCAGAAGCUCCCCCGUUGAACACCAAUUUCAGCCUAAAUAGUUUUGGCAGUAGUUUUUACCCCGCCGCCAUGUUGGAGGAGAGCGCCGGUCAGCCAGAUGUGGAGAGAGAGGAGUGCAACAUCAUGUCUGAUGUCCAAAACCUGUACAGCCUGUCCCCUGGCGACACAUUUGAACGAGGCAGACACACGUCUUCAGAAGUGCCGGAUGUGGACUCUGGAUUGUCUUCAAGUACGAGUCCUCGCACUUUCUCACCUGGGAAAUCUCUUUAUGGAGAUGAGGGCUUUGGUUACAGUGAUUCAGACCUGGAAGACAUGGACCAGAACCCCGGCAGUGCAGAAUCCGACUACUCUGAGAUGUUCUCCUUGAAUUUCCAACCUGACGACGUUCAGCAUGUCGUGCCUCUGUCCAUGUUAGUGGGCCAGCCUCAGAGCCAAAAGGUCAAGCUCCCCAAACUGGAGAAGAUGGAGCCGGCCGAGGAGAGCGGCCACAGCUCCGCCCCUUUCACCAAAGACAAGCGCAAGAGAAGCUCAGAUGUGCGUCUCUCCAGAGACGAGCAGAGGGCCAAGGCCCUCAAGAUCCCCUUCACCGUCGACAUGAUCACAAACCUUCCUGUCGACGACUUCAACGAGCUGAUGUCCAAGAACCAGCUGAACGAAGCCCAGCUGGCUCUGGUCAGAGACAUCCGCCGCCGCGGCAAGAACAAAGUGGCGGCCCAAAACUGCCGCAAACGCAAAAUGGAGAACAUCGUGGGGCUGGAGCACGACCUUGACUCGCUCAAGGAGGAGAAGGAGCGCCUGCUGAGCGAGAAGCUACGCAACAUGAGCGGCCUCCGAGAAAUGAAGAGGCAGCUGAACAGCCUCUACCUGGAGGUGUUCGGCAUGCUGCGAGACGAGUCCGGCAACGCCAUCUCCCCGUCAGACUUCUCGCUGCAGCAGUCCUCCGAAGGCAGCGUCUUCCUCGUCCCUCGCACUAAAAAGACUUUUAUCAAGAGCAAGACCACGUCUUCAGACCUUUCGGUGGCGCGGUACUGCGUUCAUGUAGAAGCACUAUGCAAUAACUUCCUCAGCUUUACGCAGCACUAGAACUAUUGUAUAGUUUCUUUCUUCUUCCUGUUGUAAUAUUUUUAUCUCUUUUGUACUCUUCAUAUGCUAUACCCCAUUCUCUGUACAUAGCCAUUACAUACAUUUGAGAUGAAUGCAAAUGUUACUGUAAGUGUAAAUAUACUGUAUAGAUAUUUGUUUUAUAACUAGACCCUAUGAUUUGCUGCGCAGGUUCUUUGUGCUUUUCAAUAAACCCUUCCUAAAGCUUUACAGCC